Molecule: messenger RNA, 789 nt
Organism: Dibothriocephalus latus
Lineage: Eukaryota; Metazoa; Platyhelminthes; Cestoda; Diphyllobothriidea; Diphyllobothriidae
Source: the annotation of a GenBank genome assembly
AUGAACUGGAGUGACGGUGCAAAUUUCUAUCUCCUGAAAUCUGUCAGCAUUUAUGGCAAAAACUGGAGCCUAGUCAGCAGUGCUCUAUCCGUGAUCGCGAACACCUUUCUUAAACAUCAACAAUUAAAUGACUUCUCCGACAAGAGCUGCUCUCUUCAGUACAAAUACCUCAUUGCCUCAACUCGGCAGACAGAAGAGCGAUUCAGCUAUUUGCGGGAGGAGAAUCUGUUGACAAUUGCUAUCAACCGUUAUGCGGAACUUCGCCGUGAACAGAUAAAGCAACAGAAGGCGGCACUGUUGCACAAGCUAGAGUAUGAUGACCUUCUAAUGCUUUCCAACCCUGUCUUCCUUCCUAGGGCAGAUGCUGAUGACAAUAAGAAGUUGCUGGAGGGCAGAUUCAGUGAGCUCUCGCCGGAGGCCAUUCUAACCUUUCGCAAACGUUGCCGUGCAUUUGGCCUGCCAGAUGUAAUUGGCGAAGCUCUGCACUGGGAUCCGCUGCCCCCGAAUGAGGAGGAGGAUAGGCUGGUUCGCAAAUCAGUGCGUUGUGCUGACAAUGCCGACAACGGACUGUCACAUGCCACAAUGGACGCCGAGGGUGGCCUCUGGAUCCCAAUGCUACCGGAGCACUUCCGUAGCUUCUUCCCGGAGAAGGCGCAUUCGGCUGCCUCGCCGUCGCUACCCUUCUUGACUGAAUUGCCUCAGUUCAGUUCAGGGUUUGUGGAGGCCUGUAAGAAUUUCUGGGUGCUGCUAUGGCAUGAUUCUUAUAGUUGGUGUUGUACUCUAGCGUGA